Molecule: messenger RNA, 987 nt
Organism: Lizanozyma spartinae
Lineage: Eukaryota; Fungi; Ascomycota; Pichiomycetes; Serinales; Debaryomycetaceae
Gene: NUC1
Product: ribonuclease
Exons: 1
Coding region: 1-987 (328 amino acids)
Biological process (GO): apoptotic DNA fragmentation
Cellular component (GO): mitochondrial inner membrane; nucleus
Molecular function (GO): RNA endonuclease activity; metal ion binding; single-stranded DNA endonuclease activity
Source: RefSeq, a predicted model, not a curated record
AUGAGUAAAGUAUUAUAUAAUUCGCUUGGUGUUAGUGCAGUAGGCAUAGCAUCGUAUUUCUGGGGAAAAUCCGGAAGCAAUGUUCCUGCCGGUGACACUAAUGUCAAAACUCCUACACCACCCACUGGAGUGGCACCAGUUGGAUCAGGAACUGGAGCAGUAGGUGGAUCCUUUGACCCAGCAUUAAUUAGACCUCAAGACUUCUACAAAUAUGGGUUCCCAGGACCUGUACAUGAUUUGACCACUAGAGGAGAAUUUGUUAGUUGCUACGAUAGAGCCACCCGAAACCCAUAUUGGGUAGUGGAACAUAUUACCCAAGAGCUGAUUCGUCGUGGGGAAGGAGUUGAUAGAUCCAAAUCUGUUUUCAAAGAAGAUGAAACAAUUCCCUUAAAAUUUAGAAACCGAUUAAGGGACUUUUUCCGUAGUGGAUAUGAUCGGGGGCAUAAUGCUCCUGCAGCAGAUGCCAAAUAUAUUCAACUGGCAAUGGAUGAAACAUUUUAUUUAACAAAUAUUAGUCCUCAAGUCGGAGAAGGGUUUAACCGAGAUUAUUGGGCUCAUUUAGAAGAUUUCGGUCGUAGAUUAACCAAAUCUUACGAUGAUGUUAGAAUCAUGACUGGCCCAUUAUAUUUACCUAAGAAAUGUGCUGAUGGGAAGUAUAGAGUGGAAUACGAAGUCAUUGGGUCGCCACCAAACAUUGCAGUGCCUACUCAUUUCUUCAAGUUAAUUGUUGGAGAGAACAAGAGAGACCAAGGCCAAAAGAUCAGUUAUGCCGCAUUUGUGUUACCCAAUGAUAAGAUUGAGAAUCUGACACCGUUGACCAGUUUCCAAGUUCCCUUAGAAGCGUUGGAGAAGAGUAGUGGUUUGGAAUUACUUGGUAAGGUUCCUUACUAUAAUAAGAAGGAUUUAUGUCAGGAAGUUAAGUGUGAGAUAAUUGUUCGGGAGUUUUUACCACAAACUCAAAAGGUAUUAGCAUUACCAGGUAAGUAA